GGCGGGAAAUCACCGCGAGUUUCCUGCAUCCGGGUCGGGGAAGCCAAGAUCGUGAGACUGUGAUCUUGGGGGCUUGGUUGGCAGGAGGGGAGUGAGGAGUCGUGUAUAACUCGCCGCCCAAAGGACGCUCAAGACCGUCCCCGAAACACAACCUCCGCGUGACAGGGAUGAGGAGCCUCCAGAGCCAUGGCCUCGGUAGCAGCGACCCCAGCCAGGACGCCGAACGGACCAGGACCCGGGGAGGCCUCUGCCAGCUUCCCCACCGUGGCUUCAGUGCCGGGCCCCCGGGAGCCCGAGGAGGAGGAAGAGGAGGAACCUGCUGAGAUUCAUUUGUGUGUCCUGUGGAAUUCAGGAUACCUGGGCAUUGCCUACUAUGAUACUAGUGACUCCACCAUCCACUUUAUGCCAGAUGCCCCAGACCACGAGAGCCUCAAACUGCUCCAAAGAGUUCUGGAUGAAAUCGAUCCCCGGUCUGUUGUUACAAGUGCCAAACAGGAUGAGAAUAUGACUCGGUUUCUGGGGAAGCUUGCCUCCCAAGAGCACAGGGAGCCUAAGAGACCCGAAAUCAUAUUUUUGCCAAAUGUGGAUUUUGGCCUGGAGAUAAGCAAACAGCGCCUCCUUUCUGGAAACUACUCCUUCAUCCCAGACUCCAUGACUACCACUGAGAAAAUCCUCUUCCUCUCCUCCAUCAUCCCCUUUGACUGCCUCCUCAUGGUUCGAGCACUUGGAGGACUGCUCAAGUUCCUGGGUCGAAGAAGAAUCGGGGUUGAACUAGAAGACUAUAACGUCAGCGUCCCCAUCCUAGGAUUUAAGAAAUUUGUGUUAACCCAUCUGGUAAGCAUAGAUCAAGACACUUACAGCGUUCUGCAGAUAUUUAAGAGUGAGUCUCACCCCUCGGUGUACAAAGUGGCCAGCGGACUCAAGGAGGGGCUCAGCCUCUUUGGAAUCCUCAAUAGAUGCCGCUGUAAGUGGGGAGAGAAGCUGCUCAGGCUGUGGUUCACACGUCCAACCCAGGACCUGGGGGAACUGAAUUCCCGUCUGGAUGUCAUUCAGUUUUUCCUGUUACCUCAGCAUCUGGACAUGGCUCAGAUGCUGCACCGAUUGCUGGGUCACAUCAAGAACGUGCCUCUGAUUCUUAAACGCAUGAAGUUGUCCCACACCAAGGUCAGUGACUGGCAGGUUCUCUACAAGACAGUGUACAGUGCCCUGGGCCUGAGGGAUGCCUGCCGCUCCCUACCCCAGUCCAUUCAGCUCUUCCGGGACAUUGCCCAAGAGUUCUCAGAUGACCUGCACCACAUUGCCAGCCUCAUUGGGAAAGUGGUGGACUUCGAGGGCAGCCUUGCUGAAAAUCGCUUCACAGUCCUCCCCAACAUAGAUCCUGAAAUUGAUGAGAAAAAACGAAGACUGAUGGGACUUCCCAGUUUCCUCACUGAGGUGGCUCGGAAGGAGCUGGAGAAUCUGGACUCCCGGAUUCCUUCAUGCAGUGUCAUCUACAUCCCUCUGAUCGGCUUCCUUCUUUCUAUUCCCCACCUGCCUUCCAUGGUGGAGACCAGUGACUUUGAGAUUGAAGGUCUGGACUUCAUGUUCCUCUCAGAGGAGAAGCUGCACUAUCGAAGUGCUCGAACCAAGGAACUGGAUGCACUGCUGGGGGACCUGCACUGUGACAUCCGGGGUGAGGAGAAGCGAGUGGCUGGAGUGGACCGGGCAGCGUGGAGCUCCUUCCCUCCCCUGCCCCCAGACCAGGAGACCCUGCUGAUGCACCAGCUGCAAUGCCAGGUGCUGGCACGGGCAGCCAUCUUGACCCGGGUGUUGGACCUUGCCUCCCGCCUGGACGUCCUGUUGGCUCUUGCCAGUGCCGCCCGGGACUACGGCUACUCAAGACCCCGUUACUCCCCACAGCUUCUCGGGGUACGAAUCCAGAAUGGCAGGCCCCAUCUUCUGGAUCCACAGGCCACAUGCAAGGAACUUUCCACCGGCUACAGGCAUCCGCUGAUGGAACUCUGUGCCCGAACCUUCGUUCCCAACUCUGCAGAGUGCGGGGGGGACACAGGGAGGGUCAAAGUCAUCACUGGACCCAACUCCUCAGGGAAGAGCAUAUACCUCAAACAGGUAGGCUUGAUCACAUUCAUGGCCCUGGUGGGCAGCUUUGUGCCGGCAAAGGAAGCUGAUAUCGGGGCAGUAGACGCCAUCUUCACCCGAAUUCACAGCUGUGAAUCCAUCUCCCUUGGCCUUUCCACCUUCAUGAUCGACCUCAACCAGCAGGUGGCGAAAGCGGUGAACAAUGCCACUGAGCGCUCGCUGGUCCUUGUGGAUGAAUUUGGAAAGGGAACCAACACGGUGGAUGGGCUCGCGCUGCUGGCUGCCGUGAUCCGACACUGGCUGGCACUCGGACCCACGUGUCCCAAUGUCUUUGUGGCCACCAACUUUCUGAGCCUUGUUCAGCUGCAGCUGCUGCCGCAGGGGCCGCUUGUGCAGUACUUGACCAUGGAGACCUGUGAGGAUGGGAAUGACCUUGUCUUCUUCUAUCAAGUUUGCGAAGGUGUUGCCCGUGCCAGCCACGCCUCCCACACAGCUGCGCAGGCUGGGCUUCCUGAGAAACUCAUUGCUCGCGGCAAGCAGGUUUCGGACUUGAUCCGCAGUGGAAAGCCCAUCAAACCUGUCAAAGAGCUGCUAAAGGAGAAGCAAAUGGAAAAUUGCCAGACAUUAGUAGAUAAGUUUCUGAAACUGGAUUUGGAAGAUCCCAGCCUGGACCUGGACAUUUUCAUGAGUCAGGAGGUGCUGCCUGCUGCCACCACCAUCCUCUGAGAGUCCUUCCUGGGCCCUCCUCCAGGUCCCAAACCCCUGAACGCUGCCAGGCCUCCUUGUUUCCUUACCUCCCUCAGACCCAGAGUUCUCAGUUUCCCUGGAAAUUCUGUUUCAUGUUAAUAAUAAAGCUUAUUUUGGAGAAA
This is a messenger RNA of Odocoileus virginianus texanus, 2948 nucleotides long. Lineage: Eukaryota; Metazoa; Chordata; Mammalia; Artiodactyla; Cervidae. The record is from RefSeq and is a predicted model, not a curated record.